AUGUCUGGUCUACAGCCUCCCCGCGUCAACACGCAAGACGUGAACGGUCAGGACACCGUCUCAGAAUCUUCCGAUGACCACUUCUCCUCCGCCUCAGAAGGCACUCCCAACCCAACCCGCCUCUCCGUCGAGAUCCCCAUUACACGAGUCGAGCGAGUAGACGACAAGGCCGCGCACGGUGAAGUCCCAGGCACACCGGCAUAUGAGCAACGAACGGCAGAUGCAGUCCCAGACGAGGUAGAGAUUGUGCCUGAAGGCAGGAGAUCACGAAGCGCAACAGUGAGUAGGAGUCGUAGCGCAUCACAUCUCAGCCAGAGCAGCAGACCGCAGACGCCAGGUGGCAGCCCGAUCCCCAGGACGAUUGUCGAGAGAGUAGACAACAAACCAGCAUAUGGUGAGGUAGACGGCACAAUCGCAAAAGAGCAGCGCAUGAUGGACGCCGCGCCAGAUGAGGUACGGCAAGCGCCAGCCGUGGCUAUCGAUGGUAGCGGACAAAGUGACAGCAAAUCUCCAGCGAGAGGGACGGAUCUAGAUCAGGACCCUGAAGAACGACAGACGUGGUUCAGAACGAUGUGGGAGAGUGGACUACAAGGAGACAAUGCAGCCCAACCAGAACCACAAGCGGACGACGAAGAGGCAGCUGACGAUGCGGAUGACGACGAUGACUUCGGCGACGACUUUGACGAGUUCGCUGAAGGCGGAGGAGAUGAUGACUUUGGCGACUUUGACGAAGCAGAAGAGGUCAUGACACCCAAACCUCCCGCGCCGUCUGCGGCAGAACCACAACAUAUAACGCCAAUCGCAAGCAUAUUGGCAGGUCUUCCGCCCUUAGAUCUGAAAAUCGACCUUUCAGAAACGGACCUCCAAGACACAAUCUCCCCAUACCUAGACACCAUAUUCCCGGACUCAGCGCCACCUCCGUCUUCCCUCCCAUCUCUGGACAUGUCCAACUCCUCACCCUUCCUCUCCGACCGCUCCCUCUCGCUCUGGCAACAACUCGUCUCCCCACCUCCCAUGCAACCACCCAACUGGACGCGAAGCAGAAUCCGCCGCCUCUUCCUCGUAUCCCUCGGCGUGCCCGUCGACUUGGACGAGAUCCUCCCACCAUCAAAACAAAAACGCCUCAUCCUCCCAAACAUCAGCCUCACCUCCCCACGAGCCUCCAACGCAGCGCUGGACCACCUCAAGCAAUCCGACGUCAACGACUCCUCGACAUCAAUAGACAGCAAGACCGGCGCAUCCAAACGAGCCAAGAAGCGGGAGACAUUACGAGGUCCCCCUCCCGAACCAGACUUCGACGCGAAUAGAGCGAUGCUCAUCUGCAAUACUACCGACGAGGUGAUGAAGGGGAUGGAGGAUGCGGAGUUGCGGGAUCAUGUGUUCACGUUGGAGAUUUUGAAUGGAGAGGCGAGUAAAGUGCUGGAGUAUUGGUUGUUGAGGAAGGACGAGGCACUCAAGGAGAAGGAGGCGUUGGAGGGGGUGAUUGAGAAUCUGGUGGGCUUUGUGAAGAGUCGAGCGACGGGCAAGGGGAAGAAGUGA
Molecule: messenger RNA, 1539 nt
Organism: Fulvia fulva
Lineage: Eukaryota; Fungi; Ascomycota; Dothideomycetes; Mycosphaerellales; Mycosphaerellaceae
Exons: 4
Coding region: 1-1539 (512 amino acids)
Source: RefSeq, a predicted model, not a curated record